Messenger RNA from Psammomys obesus (fat sand rat), 366 nucleotides. RefSeq names its product secondary ossification center associated regulator of chondrocyte maturation (gene Snorc). Gene Ontology annotation, cellular component: cell periphery. Gene Ontology annotation, biological process: cartilage development. The transcript is spliced from 3 exons. The record is from RefSeq and is a predicted model, not a curated record. The coding region runs from base 1 to 366 and encodes 121 amino acids. NCBI's taxonomy places the organism in Eukaryota, Metazoa, Chordata, Mammalia, Rodentia, Muridae.
AUGGCAUCUUGUCUGGCCCUGCACAUGACGCUGCUGCUCAUCUCUGGGGUCCUGGCCCCUGCGGUGCUCACAGCAGAGGGUCCCCAGGGGCCCGAUCCCACCCUGUGGAAUGAGCCCAUUGAAUUGCCCUCGGGUGAAGGUCCCCUGGAGAGCACCAGCCACAGCCAGGAAUUUGUAGUCUCCGGCCCUCCGUUCCCCACCUCUGCGCCAGGACCAGAGGACAGCACCCCGCCCGCAGGGUCGGACCAGGAUGGAGGCUCGCUUGGACCAGGCGCCAUUGCAGCCAUCGUGAUCGCCGCCCUGCUGGCCACCUGCGUGGUGCUGGCACUCGUGGUGGUCGCGCUGAGAAAGUUUUCCGCUUCUUGA